Molecule: messenger RNA, 4681 nt
Organism: Tigriopus californicus
Lineage: Eukaryota; Metazoa; Arthropoda; Copepoda; Harpacticoida; Harpacticidae
Exons: 2
Coding region: 796-4620 (1274 amino acids)
Source: RefSeq, a predicted model, not a curated record
UCGAGCCUCCAAGUAUAGACGGUAGAUACCCACAUGUACACGAACGAUCCUCCACCAGAUCAUUGGGUGCUAUGCAUUUUUGAGGGACAACUCUCAAUUCUCUGAUGAUUGCCUAUUUGCUCAUCCUCUGCACUCAAAUGGACCCUCUGAAUUCAUCUCACAUGUGCAGUCCAUACUUUGACGGUCCGUGGGUCGGAUUUUUCGCAACCGCGUUUCAAUGCUUGAACGGCCGUUGGCAAUGCGUUCGACGGCCGUUGAGGAGCUGGAAUCCCCGAGCUCUUCAGGAGGCACGGACGAAGGCUGGUUUUUGCUCGUCAGUUGUGUGAUGGUGAUCCUCGUGUACGGACGUGAGCCAGCCAAUAUAGCAGGACUUACUGAAGAGCGGCCAAAAAAUGUGUGAGCCUGAAAUACGAGAAAACUGAAAGGAAAAGGAUACAACCGGGGAAGAGGAAGAUCAGCCAAGCAGAUAUAAUUUGGGGAAAAGCAUCUUCCUGUGUCACGGACUGGAUAUUAACGACAAGAGAAGUUAACCAUCUCCUCCAGCGAAGAAGAAGAAGAAGACAUUUGCCGUUGGAAAAAGAUGCCAUGAACUGGCCCUUUCUUCAUAACCAAGAGAUUUGCCUCAUUCAUCUUCGUGGGGACGAAAUUUCCCAUUCUAAAUGUCCUGCAGCAGCACACGCAUCAUUGCAUCGUGCUUGAUACAAAGAACCCUCGAUGGAUGGAUGGAUGGAUGGAUGGAUAGACUAGAAAGUGGAUAGGCAAACGAACGAAACCCUUCCUUGGCCCGCUGCGAAAAUGAGUGAAACGCCAAUCAACUUUGAAGACGACCAUUGUCGACGGAGGAAACUCUUAGCCAUCAAAAGACGACUGUUAGAAAAAGAGAUGAUGGAAUACCUGGCGACCUCCUCCACAUCAUCCCAGUCUGACCUUGAUCAGAGUAACCAUGACUACGAGGAGGUAUGUUUCGAUCCCGCCAACGUGUUGGGCAGCUCGGGGUGCAAAAGUCCAGACAAAGACACAGAGAAGUGCAAAAGUGACAGCUUACGGGCGACGAUGCCAGCGGACACAGUGAUUAGUGCUUCCUCUCCUCUCCGUCCACAUGAUUUGAUCGGAGCCAUCAAGCAUCAGCAGGGUGGCCUUAAAAAGAGGAGCAACAGCGAUUCGGAUCUAUUUCUAGUGGACGAAAGUCGAGAAUUUGAAUUGUGCUGCUCAUCCGCCGCCUCCAUUGCCGAGAUCGUGGCCCAGGCUCGGACAACUUUGGCCAAAAGAGAUGCGAAUGGCCCUGAUGUUGGACAGGAACCCGAGCAGGGGUUCUACCGAGUUUAUGACGAUCUUGAUAGGAUUCGAGAAUGGAAUCUGAUUCCAUAUGUGAUUGCCCGGAAGCACCGGGAAGCUCUCCAACAGCAGGCCACUUCCAACCUCGAGACUGAUAACUGCAAGAUCGAUGGGGCAAACUUGGAAAAGGGUUUACCGGACCGGGGGGAGUCAGCCACAGUGAUUUGCUGUCCACCCGGUUUGAGAAGUGACAGCUCGAGGGUAUCCGUGGAUAGUGGGCGAGCGUCAGUGGUCUCAUCCAAUUUGUCAUCCUAUGUCACCGUCAGAUCCAAGCGACUUUACUCGGAUUCCGGAAGUAGUUGUUCGGCUGAUUCGGGAACCUAUCACCUCUUCGACAACAAUGGUAAUGCCACCACAUGUGUGCCAAGUAAUCAUUCUAAGAGCGAUCAGGAGAAAGGCGAGGGAGGAUCAGACGCUCAGGGAGAGCGAAGGACACAGCCAGGAACUUCCUUGGCUAAACGAGGUCAUGAACACCACGAAUCUGAAGAAUUCCUGCGGCAAGUUUCCCAACAACUUUCCUCCAUCUCCAGGGAUGCUCAGAAUAUGAGAUCGGAAUCUCGACAACCAGCCGCGUCCUCCCUCCAUCACACCACCACCACAACCACCACCUCAACCAACGGGAAUAAUGGGAUGAAAUUGUCAACUGCUCUUGCCAGUCUCCCGGGCUACUGCCCAAGUGGCACCAAACCAAAGAAGAAACAACCCAGGCCUGAGGCAUAUCCGCCCGUGCCUCCUCCACCUCCUCUGUAUACGCUCCCUCCCAAAAAUUCAAAUCUACUCACUAAUUCAUCUUCCCCUAUCACCCCAGUGUCACCUCCCCCAUUGCCCCCUCGAUUGAAAUGUACGAAAACGGGGGCAGCCUUCAGCAGUCGACAACAACACCCCCCUCUCCAUCAACGAAUCGGUGGGUCGUCUCAUGUCCCUGCUUCUUCUUUUUCUUCUACUACCACCUCUUCUUGUGCGCAACAAACUCUGUCAACAAGCUCGUCUUGUGCCCUACAACAGACAACCCGACGGAAGGAUCUGUCGAGUUAUUUCGGUUUGCUCCAAGAUGGAGAAACUAGAUUUUCAAAGGAAGUGGUGAGGAAAGUGGCUAUUCAGAGCCUCUCACAUGACUUUAAAGGCACUGCCAUGAUGACAACUUCUCCUGGUGGGCCGAGCACCUCCUCCUUCUCGUCACCAGGCAAGAAGGAUUUGAAUAAGUACUUGGGGAUACAACAAAGCCAUCCAUCUUCACCAUCAUCAUGCAAUUCAAGCUUUUCUUCGCCGUCUUCAAGCUCGUUGCUGAAGAGGUUGAAGCCGAGCAGUCCCCCAUCAUUGCAUUAUUUGCAAAAGGGUCAGAGAGGCGAACAACCCCCACCUCCUUUCAACUUGAAAACUACCAUCCGGCAUCCACAGCCAUCCUCACCACCUCCCCCUCCACCACCACCACCACCACUACCACAGGCACCUUUUCCAAUGCUCUCUGGACUAUCCUCACUGGAGAGCACCUUCCGCCCGGGAAGUGCAUACAAGUCAUUACCGCCGUUCAAGAUGCUGGGUGGAGAACCCCACAAGCCCGUAGUGUCAUGUCGGCGUGUCCUUGAUUUCUCUGAAGAACUUUGUGCAACCGAUCAAACUCCAUCAUCCGAACAGACACCCAGUCUGUUGGGUAAGUGUGCAUCCCAUAAUGUGACCCCAGACAUCUCUCCGCCCAAAUUGAAGCCCAACUCCAACAAUCUUCGCUCCUCGGCCAUGGCUCGUCUGUUCUUUCGGAAUCCUCUGAGACUGGGUGCUGUAAAUAGACGAAGAUCAAUCCAAGAGGGUGAAUUGGGGAAGAAAGACGAAGUGCUCGGUCAUGCGUUCACCGCUAAUACUCCCAAAAUCCGAAAGAAUGCCUCCAUUCGCCGAAGAAGAUCAUUUAAAUCGGCAAGUGCAAGUAAAGCGGCGCCAAGGAAAUCAUUCAUGGCAUCGUUGUUAGCAUCAGCUUCAACCGCUGGCUCGGAAACUGUAUCUAAACCGACACCAAGACGAAGACGAGCUCCAGUGGUGCCCACAAUGGAUCUGACAACUUUGGAGGUUUCUAACUCAACCCGAAAGGGUUUCAAAGUGGAACAUCACUUUCUCGGGGGUGGCAGAAGACGAGCCAAGGCAAAUGAGCAAAUUGAAAUUGAUGACGGUCGCGCCCUUAAUGAAAUAGAGCCCGACUCCGAAGAAGAUGACGAUGAGGAAACUUUCGCAUCUCUUUUGCGCAAGCACCAACUCAACCCUCAGUCGAUUUUCAACACCUCCACCACUAACCCCAAGAGGACGGCAAAGUUAGGCAACCAGAACGAUGUUGGACUCCCUGUGAUACCCUUUAUUCAGCCUCCCAACGAGAGGGAACACACCAGCAACAAGGACAACGUUCCAGAAUAUCGUCCCCCUUUGCCAGUAAAACUGAGGAACACCAGCCAGGACAAUGACACUUUCAAAAAGGGCUCUGAAAGUUGUUGCGAAAACUCCAACCACAUCGCUUACCAAGCCCCACCACCUCCCAAACAGUCUCAAACAAUAAAUGGUGCCACUCAAAUUGAGAACCAUCGUUUUGCCAUAAAUGACAGAAGCGCUGUCCCCAAAAGUCGCAUGAGUAUGCUGCGCGAAGGCGGUGUCUUCAACAACGAGGACAAGGAGAACAAUGGACCGUUGAUGCAGCCCCCCCACCUUAGCGAAUCUGUGUUCAAGUGUCCAAGCAAUUCGCCAAACCAGCACUCUCCAAGUGUUUUAUGCUCCCAAUCACGGCCUCAGCGACAACCCAGCUCCUUGUAUCUGACCAUGUCUGGCUGCCACAAGAACCUAGGUCCCAAUCCCCAAUCUAGUCGAACUUUUGAGGCUUUAGCCACCCCAGUCAGACAUUUGAGCCACGGCUCCAAGGACCCAAGUAAAGGCUGGUGGACCCUGCCUCAUCCCAAAUCCUCGGGUGGAAUGCACUUCACCGUAGACAUCGACAUUGACGGACAGAGCCCCUGCCUAAAUGAUAAUUCCUCAGGGCUCAAAAAAGCUGUGCAACAUUGCCAAAGCUGCACAUGCGGAACGGCGGGAAAUUCAAACUCCGUUGACGAUCCGUCCAAAUUGCAUCGACCGGAUGAGCCUGCUGUUGGGAGUUGUGAAUUGGAUUAUGUGCCCAUGGAGCAACAGAACCCUGCCCUAACCCGAAAUGGACCCCUCACUCCCAUGACUCGGAGGCGGAGUUGCAGUUUAGUGGCCUUUUCUUCGCCAACAACCGAGAACCAACCCGAGAAGAACAUUCACAUGCAACUAUUCUAAGCGUUGUAGAUGAAAAAGACGCACAAUAAAGCAUUGCUCCAUAUUACGUUACCUCGAUAAC